UGCUGGCAGUGACAAGUAUAUCACACAAUUAAACAAGGAUAAACGCUAUGUAUUUUUGUUGAUUUAUUUCGUAAUGAUAAUAGUUUAUUAAUAGUUGGCAGAUAUAUUCAAGUGAAUAUUUCACGGAGGGGCGGCGCCCUUGCGCCCCCUAUCGACCCACCGCCACUAAAACUACGAUAUCAGUCUGAAUGCGGUCUUGUUCUUGUUCUUCCGAUGCAGCACGCGGCGCUCGUGUUCAUCCUAGGGGUCUUUCUUUGCUCCGUGACGUAAAUUCCCGGAACACGAGACGCGUCUACUUCCGCUUUAAGCGUAAACCCAAGCGAGUUGAUUCAGACACAUUUUAUACACUAUACUCUAAAGAGAAAUCUCUCCACCAUGGCGCUGGAGUCCAGGAUCACCCAGGAGGAGAUCAGGAAGGAGCCGGAGAAGAGCAUCGACCGGGAGAAGACGUGCCCGCUGCUCCUCAGAGUCUUCACCACCAACAGCGGCCGACACCACCGGGGCGACGAGUUCGCCCGAGGCAACGUCCCCGCUAGCGAGCUGCAGGUCUACACCUGGAUGGACGCCACCCUGAAGGAGCUGUCUGGGCUGGUGAAGGAGGUGUACCCCGAGGCCCGCAGGAAGGGCACCACCUUCAGCUUCGCCAUCGUGUACCCCGAUCAGAUGAGGCUGGGAUACAGGGUUAAAGACGUGGGCAGCACGGUGGCGGGCCGUAAGGGGGCCGAGGACCUGAUGUCCCUGCAGUCGCAGAGGUUCCAGAUCGGAGACUACCUGGACAUCGUCAUCACCCCCCCCAACAGACCGCCCCCCGCCAACCCCCGCAUGAGACCCUUCUGAACCCCCCCACCUGUGUGUGUGUGUGUGUGUGUGUGUGUGUUUGUGUGAUGAACACACAAAGCGCAACACGACGCGACUGCACACAGUAACCCGUCGGGGUUUUAACGUUUCCACCGCUGCCGUCGACAGCGUUGCUUUCUUCAGGUUCUUCUAUGAUGUUUUAUAAGAUGUGAUAUGAAUAAACAUUUUUUUGUU
This is a messenger RNA of Gadus chalcogrammus (walleye pollock), 1032 nucleotides long. Its product is annotated as histone deacetylase complex subunit SAP18-like. The record is from RefSeq and is a predicted model, not a curated record. The transcript has 4 exons. Gene Ontology annotation, biological process: negative regulation of DNA-templated transcription. The coding region runs from base 376 to 837 and encodes 153 amino acids. Lineage: Eukaryota; Metazoa; Chordata; Actinopteri; Gadiformes; Gadidae. Gene Ontology annotation, molecular function: transcription corepressor activity; transcription factor binding. Gene Ontology annotation, cellular component: nucleus.